AUGAAAUGUAAAACUGCCAAGAAAGCAUUUAGUUGCUCUGAGUGUGGUAAAACAUUUAGACAAAAGGGCCAUCUAACUGUACAUAUGAGGAUUCAUACAGGAGAGAAACCAUUUAGUUGCUAUGACUGUGGUAAAACAUUUAGCCACAAUAAUUCUCUAACUUUACAUAUGAGGAUCCAUACAGAAGAGAAACCAUUUAGUUGCUCUGAGUGUGGUAAAACAUUUAGCCGAAAGUACAGUCUAACUCUACAUAUGACGAUUCAUACAGAAGAGAAAGCAUUUAGUUGCUCUAUGUGUGGUAAAACAUUUAGAAGAAAGGGCCAUCUCACUGUACAUAUGAGGAUUCACACAGGAGAGAAACCAUUUAGUUGCUCUGAGUGUGGUAAAACAUUUAGCCGAAAGUUCAGUCUAACUUUACAUAUGAGGAUUCAUACAGGAGAGAAAUCAUUUAGUUGCUCUGUGUGUGGUAAAACAUUUCGCACAAAGGGCCAUCUUACUGAGCAUAUGACGAUUCAUACAGGAGAGAAAGCAUUUAGUUGCUCUGUGUGUGGUAAAACAUUUAGACAAAGGAGCCAUCUAACUAGACAUAUGAAGAUUCAUACAGGAGAGAAACCAUAUACUUGCUCCUAG
This is a messenger RNA of Pleuronectes platessa (European plaice), 630 nucleotides long. RefSeq names its product gastrula zinc finger protein XlCGF57.1-like. The coding region runs from base 1 to 630 and encodes 209 amino acids. The record is from RefSeq and is a predicted model, not a curated record. Gene Ontology annotation, molecular function: RNA polymerase II cis-regulatory region sequence-specific DNA binding; DNA-binding transcription factor activity, RNA polymerase II-specific. The transcript has 2 exons. Gene Ontology annotation, biological process: regulation of transcription by RNA polymerase II. Lineage: Eukaryota; Metazoa; Chordata; Actinopteri; Pleuronectiformes; Pleuronectidae.